CGACCCUCACAUCUCCAUCACCUCCUCUUCAUCUCCAAUCCUCAGUCACCUGCACCAUCUAAAAUGGCAUCAACAAUGGCUCUCUCCUCCCCUUCUCUCGCCGGGAAGGCGGUGAAGCUCACCCCUUCUCCGAGCUCAUGGCAACGGCAAGUCUCAAUGCGCAAGACCGCCAAGCCCGUGCCCUCUGGAAGCCCUGUACGCCCGGACCGCGUCAAGUACCUCGGCCCGUUCUCCGGCGAGCCCCCAUCCUACCUCACCGGUGAAUUCCCCGGUGACUACGGGUGGGACACCGCCGGCCUCUCGGCUGACCCCGAGACCUUCGCCAAGAACCGUGAGCUCGAAGUCAUCCACUGCAGGUGGGCCAUGCUCGGCGCUCUCGGGUGUGUCUUCCCCGAGCUCCUCUCCCGCAACGGCGUCAAGUUCGGCGAGGCCGUCUGGUUCAAGGCCGGUGCACAAAUCUUCAGCGAGGGCGGCCUGGACUACUUGGGCAACCCAAGCCUUGUUCAUGCGCAGAGCAUUCUGGCGAUCUGGGCUACUCAGGUUGUGCUCAUGGGAGCUGUUGAGGGUUACAGAAUCGCCGGUGGGCCCCUUGGGGAGGUGACCGACCCUCUGUACCCCGGUGGCAGCUUCGACCCAUUGGGCCUCGCCGAUGAUCCCGAGGCGUUCGCCGAGCUUAAGGUGAAGGAGAUCAAGAAUGGGAGAUUGGCGAUGUUCUCGAUGUUCGGAUUCUUUGUGCAGGCAAUUGUGACCGGAAAGGGGCCUCUGGAGAACUUGGCUGAUCACCUUGCUGAUCCCGUCAACAACAAUGCUUGGUCUUAUGCUACCAACUUUGUGCCCGGCAAGUGAGGAGGAGAUUGAUUUUCUUUCUCUGCAGCAACAAUUGAUCUGUUUCAAGAAUCUUGAGUGGGUUUUGGAUGUCUGAGGUUGUUGGUGAUGUAUAUUAGUCUUGUGCAAGCGAGAGAUUGCUUAUGCUUGCAAUUAUAUUAUGAUUCAUUUGGUCUGGUUUACGUUCA
Molecule: messenger RNA, 1013 nt
Organism: Asparagus officinalis (garden asparagus)
Lineage: Eukaryota; Viridiplantae; Streptophyta; Magnoliopsida; Asparagales; Asparagaceae
Product: chlorophyll a-b binding protein of LHCII type 1-like
Exons: 1
Coding region: 64-846 (260 amino acids)
Biological process (GO): response to light stimulus; photosynthesis, light harvesting in photosystem I
Cellular component (GO): chloroplast envelope; plastoglobule; chloroplast thylakoid membrane
Source: RefSeq, a predicted model, not a curated record